This is a messenger RNA of Thrips palmi, 1750 nucleotides long. RefSeq names its product Golgi SNAP receptor complex member 1 (gene Gos28). The record is from RefSeq and is a predicted model, not a curated record. The transcript is spliced from 6 exons. Gene Ontology annotation, cellular component: Golgi medial cisterna; SNARE complex; Golgi membrane. NCBI's taxonomy places the organism in Eukaryota, Metazoa, Arthropoda, Insecta, Thysanoptera, Thripidae. The coding region runs from base 288 to 1022 and encodes 244 amino acids. Gene Ontology annotation, biological process: vesicle fusion; endoplasmic reticulum to Golgi vesicle-mediated transport. Gene Ontology annotation, molecular function: SNAP receptor activity.
AUUCCUCCCUCAACCAUCCAUGGCCGUCUUUUUUUGCCGUUUGGGCGUUUUGCGUCAUUUUAUUUUGGAAUUGAAGGGAACGUCACAUUUUGUUUGGCCUGUAUUUGAACUUACUCCCCCUCGUUACACUGUGAGCUAAAUAACACCGUGGAGCUGAAAGUUGGAAGUGCCUACCCCAAGUGUGUGGAAGUCCAGAAACCACAAACCACGAUCUCUGUAGGCUGAGUUGGCUGUUAGGCUUGCCAGCCAUACAUAAGUUGUUUGUUCGUCUGCAGUACAAUUGUGACAUGAUGCAGCAAGAGUUAACACCAGGCUACUCGAAAGGAUGGGAAGAUUUACGGAAGCAGGCACGCAAGCUGGAAAAUGAAAUUGAUUUAAAAUUGGUCUCAUUCAGCAAGCUAGGAACAGGUCACACUGGUAUCAAACCUGAUAGUGAUACAGAACCUUUAUUGAGUAGUGAGCAUGUGUUCGAAACAAUGGCUUUGGAUGUAGAGCAAUUGCUUUCUCAGUUGACAACUGUUAAUGAUCGCCUUGGAGAGGUUUCUGCUCCUGAUGGUCCUGGUGCUCCUUCGAGUGCUGCUCUUAUUCACACACUUCAGCGUCAUAAGGAAAUUCUCCAAGAUUACAAGCAAGAGUUCUCCAAGACAAAGGCAAAUUGGCGUGCCAGAAGAGAGCGUGAGGAUUUAUUGAGGAGUGUGAGAAAAGAUAUUGAUACUUACAAGUCUUCAUCAGGGCUGAACAGACGUAUGGAUCUUUAUUUAAAAGAGAAUGAGCACAUCAGAAGUUCAGAUCGCCUUGUGGAUGAACAGAUCAGCAUAGCUGUGGACACACGAGAAAAUUUGAUGUCUCAGCGUUUGAAUUUUAAGCGUAUUCAGACUAGGAUGCAUGAUCUCUCCUCUCGGUUUCCUGCAGUGAAUUCUCUUCUGCAGCGAAUUAAUCUUCGUAAAAGGAGGGACUCUCUUAUCAUUGGUGCUAUUGUUGGGGUGUGCACCAUCCUCAUGUUACUAUAUGCAUUCCAUUAAUAGAAUGGACUUUGGCUGUUUUUCUUUUAAUCUUUGAUUUAGUUGAGUCAAGUCACACCAUAUCACAAUCAUUGCAACAACCAAAGAUCAAAUUUGUGCCUAGCCUAAUACUUCAACUGGCAAGAAAUAUAACUGGAAUAAAUUCCUGGGGCCCGAUAAAACUUUUCUGAAAUCCUUUUUUUUCUCAUUAUUUUGGUUCAAUUUCUUGUCAAGUCUUCAUUUUGAGUUGGUUCAACUCAAAUCAUUUUUUGCCCGGGUACUUUCAACUAUCAAAGUAUUGAUUUGUAUGCACCCUUUAAAUAGCAUAACCUACCAUUAUGCUUAUUCUAUUCUAUGAACCACUGUAACAAUAAUGUGUGUAACAGAGUACUCCACUGAAUAGAAGAAGAGGAGGGAGGCAAUUCUAGUGCAGCACAAAUGCAACACCUUGAUUUACUACUUGGCAGCUGCUGAGAAUCGCCCUUGAUUUGCUGGUGUUGGGAAUCAAAUAAAGCUCUGGCAUCAAUUUUCUCCCAGAUGGCCAAGAUUGCUCUGAAUGGUAUGACGCAAUCUCAAAUCUCUCUAACACAAGUCCUUCAACACUCUGUUAAAUGUUGUAUAUUUGGCAUCCUUUUUCUGCCUCUUCUAAACUUGUGAUAUUUCUAAUUGCUCGUAACUUAGUGAAUAUUUUCUGUAAAGAAACUUAUAGAACUUAGUUUGUUAUGAAAUAGAAAUUUAUUAAAAACUUC